GCAAGAGUAACCUCCGUUAUUAACCAUUGUGUGAUCAUUCAAUCAGUAAUUGAUAAAUAUCUACUCAUAUAGGAAAUAAUUAUAGGAUGAAUUCAGACAUACAGCUUAUGGCUCCCUGUUGGAAUCCCAAAGUGUGACUCAGGGUCCAUCGGCAGAUCUUAAAUCAUCAGCAGAUUAAAAGAAACCAAUCGACACGUUAAAACUUCAACUGUGAGACUUUAUAGUAAGUGCAGUGGAUUUGCUGUUUUCCCAAGCACAGCUGAAAUGCUCAUCAAUAGCUCCCCUAACGGUCUAAAAAACUUCCUGUCAUUCCUGGAAUUCUCCACAUCCCGUCUAUUCGUCAGUCAUGGGCAGUAAGACACUUCCAGCACCAGUUCCUCUUCAUCCCUCUCUGCAGCUGGCAAACUACUCCUUCCUUCAGACAUCCAACGGGCUGCAUCUGCCUGCCGACCACAUGCCCAGCAUCUACAGUUUCAGUGCCCUUCAUGCGGUCCAGCUGCACCAGUGGACUCUGGGUUACCCUCACUUCACUUUUCCGCGCUGUACCAUCUCCAAGCUGCCCGGCCUGGUGGACGCACGCUUUCCUCUACCCUCGAUUCCUCUGUUCCCUCACCUCGUCCAGCCCGCCAAGCAGGAUUCCCCUGGGCCGAACUCUGGAGCAUCUGCAAAGUCCAAACCCCGUUUUGACUUCGCCAACCUGGCAGCGGCCGCCACGCAGGAUGACGCCCUGAAGGCAGAAGAUCUGAGCACUAACGGCGGCCACAUGCGCUCGCCAUCAUUAGGCUGCCUGCUGGAUGUGGCCAAGCUCUCCUCGCCAGAAAGGAAGCCCAGCCGAGGACGACUCCCGUCCAAGACGAAAAAGGAGUUUGUGUGCAAGUUCUGUGGCCGUCACUUCACCAAAUCCUAUAACUUGUUGAUCCACGAGCGCACGCACACAGAUGAGCGGCCCUAUACUUGUGACAUUUGUCACAAGGCCUUCAGGAGGCAAGACCACCUAAGAGACCACAGGUACAUCCAUUCCAAAGAGAAGCCAUUUAAAUGCCAAGAGUGUGGAAAGGGUUUCUGUCAGUCCAGAACACUUGCCGUCCACAAAACAUUACACAUGCAGGUCAAGGAACUUAAACCGGCCAAGAUAAAGUGAGGCCAUCUGCCUACAUUAAUGGGACAAUAAAACUGAACCUAGUGAUACCAGCCAAUGAUGCUGACAUUCAAAGGCCACAGAUUUUACAUCUGAUGGCUGUGGACCUAUGCACAUGGCUUAACACAUCAAAGAUGGAUUAGACUUGACCAAAGAUCUUCCUGAAGACCACCAUAACCUACAGCCAUGAUGCCUUAAUGUUUGACUGAUGUAACAGAAUGGAUGAAAAGUCACGGACUCAGCAGAAGCUAAAACAUGGAUAUGAGAAUGUCAGACUGAUUUAUGUUUAGGAAAGAAACCAGAUGAAAUCCAGACCAGCGACACCAAAUAGAACAACUAGUGAGAUAUGUGAUUUUAGCCUGCACUGCUCCGUUCUGAACAAACUAUUGUUUUAUUUUUGUAAACAGUGGGUUUUUUAUAGAUAUGAUGACGUUGUUGUUGAUGAUGAAGGUAAACUAUGGAACCUAUGCAGUAAAUGGGUGCCUACAGCAGCUCUACAUUUAAAAUCCAAAGACAUUUUCAAAUCAUGUAAUUCCUCCUUUUGUACAGAUUCCCUUUUGUAUAACUAAUAUUUGGCACUUUAAUCUGAAUAUUGAUUAUUUACAUAUAUCACUGGAUUCCUUAAACUUAUUUUUGAAAAUAAAUAGUCAUUUCCUUAUCAAAA
Messenger RNA from Misgurnus anguillicaudatus (oriental weatherfish), 1802 nucleotides. It is a transcript of the gene osr1, whose product is annotated as odd-skipped related transcription factor 1. Gene Ontology annotation, molecular function: RNA polymerase II transcription regulatory region sequence-specific DNA binding; DNA-binding transcription factor activity, RNA polymerase II-specific. The record is from RefSeq and is a predicted model, not a curated record. Gene Ontology annotation, cellular component: nucleus. Gene Ontology annotation, biological process: embryo development; regulation of transcription by RNA polymerase II; urogenital system development. NCBI's taxonomy places the organism in Eukaryota, Metazoa, Chordata, Actinopteri, Cypriniformes, Cobitidae.